CUCACUGGAUCUCAGCUGGGCACACCAAGACUCUCAGUUGGGAGGAAAUCUUGGAGCCAGAACUACUGAAGGAGAGCUGAGAUGGAGCUCAUCCCCAACCUUUCCACAGAAACCUUGGUGCUGCUGGCUACCAGCUUGGUGCUUAUCUACAUAUAUGGGACCUAUUCUCAUGGGAUUUUUAAGAAACUUGGAAUUCCUGGACCAAAACCUCUGCCUUUAUUUGGCAACAUUCUUUCCUAUCGUGAAGGUACAUGGAAAUUUGACGAAUAUUGCUAUAAGAAGUAUGGGAAAACAUGGGGGUUAUACGAUGGUCAACAGCCUGUGCUGGCUGUCAUGGAUCCAGAAAUCAUCAAAACAGUGCUGGUGAAAGAAUGCUACUCCAUCUUCACAAACCGUCGGUCUUUUGGGCCAGUGGGAUUUAUGAAAAAGGCCAUCAGUAUUUCCGAGGAUGAAGAAUGGAAGAGACUUCGAAUACUGCUGUCUCCAACAUUCACCAGUGGAAAACUCAAGCAGAUGUUUCCCAUCAUUGGACAGUAUGGAGAUACGUUGGUGAAAAACUUGAAACGAGAAGAAGAGAAAGGGAAGCCCGUCACCAUGAAAGACAUCCUUGGAGCUUAUAGCAUGGAUGUGAUCACCGGCACAUCAUUUGGAGUGAACGUUGAUUCCCUCAACAACCCACAAGAUCCAUUUGUACAGAAAGCCAAGAAGCUCUUAAAGUUUUCAGUUUUUGAUCCAUUUCUUCUCUCCAUAUUUCUGUUUCCAUUCCUUACUCCGAUAUAUGAGUUACUAAGUCUCUCCAUUUUUCCAAGACAAUCAGUGAACUUUUUCAAAAAAUUUGUAACAAGCAUGAAGAAAAAUCGCCUUGAUUCAAACCAGGAGACACGAGUGGAUUUUCUUCAGCUAAUGAUGAACACUCAGAAAUCAAAAGGCGAAGAGUCCCAGAAAGCUCUUUCUGAUCUAGAAAUGGUAGCACAAACUGUUGUUUUCAUUUUUGCGGGCUAUGAUGCCACAAGCACAUCCAUUUCCUUCAUCAUGUAUGAGCUGGCCACCCACCCUGAUGUGCAGAAGAAACUUCAGGAUGAGAUUGACAGAGCUCUGCCUAAUAAGGCACCUGUCACCUAUGAUGCCCUGAUGGACAUGGAGUACCUGGAUAUGGUAGUGAAUGAAACUCUCAGAUUGUACCCUAUUUCUAACAGGCUAGAGAGGGUCUCAAAGAAGGAUGUGGAAAUCAAUGGAGUGUUCAUUCCCAAAGGGACUGUAGUUAUGAUGCCAAUCUAUCUUCUUCAUCGGGAUCCUGAGUACUGGCCAGAGCCUGAGGAGUUCUGCCCUGAAAGGUUCAGCAAGGAGAACAAGGGCAGCAUUGAUCCUUAUGUAUACAUGCCAUUUGGAAAUGGACCCAGAAACUGCCUUGGCAUGAGGUUUGCCCUCAUCAGCAUGAAACUGGCUGUCAUCAGUGUCCUGCAGAACUUCACCCUCCAGCCUUGUGAAGAAACUCAGAUACCGCCAAAGUUGAGCAAUCAACCAAUUCUCCAACCAGAAAAACCCAUCAUCCUGAAGGUUGUAUCAAGAGAAAAACCCAUAACUGGAGCAUGAAUUUCCCUCAGGAACCAUGUUAUAUUCUUCAGGAGGGCUGUGCCACAGAACACUAGCAAAGUUAAUAUACCAUACAAUGAUUGAGUGUUCAAUAAUUCAUUGAACAUGCUCAGUGUCUAUACAGAGUAUCAUCUAUUGUGUGAUUCAACAUAAAUAAUUAAGUGAUUAAUAGGUAUGGAGAUUCAUUUUCUGAUUCUCUUGGGAUCAUCUACACUGAUUGCAACUGGUUAUUUCCAUUCUGAACUCUAAAUGUAGUAACUGUUUCUCUAAAGUUCUAUCAAUAAUUUUUAAUGAAAAUAGGAACUAUCAUGUUGACUGUUAGUAAAAGUAUAUCAAAUUGUUUUUUGUAAAAUUUUAUGUUAUUGAAAAUAUAAAUAAAAAUCUCUUUCAAAAAUA
Molecule: messenger RNA, 1989 nt
Organism: Microtus oregoni (creeping vole)
Lineage: Eukaryota; Metazoa; Chordata; Mammalia; Rodentia; Cricetidae
Product: cytochrome P450 3A25
Exons: 13
Coding region: 82-1593 (503 amino acids)
Biological process (GO): steroid metabolic process; oxidative demethylation
Molecular function (GO): oxidoreductase activity, acting on paired donors, with incorporation or reduction of molecular oxygen, reduced flavin or flavoprotein as one donor, and incorporation of one atom of oxygen; heme binding; testosterone 6-beta-hydroxylase activity
Source: RefSeq, a predicted model, not a curated record